AUGGCUUCGUUAUUCAAGGAUCCGGCGAAGCUCUCAGCGUACCGGGACAGAAGAUUCCCUGGAAAUCAAGAAGAGUUUGAGCAUGCUCUGAUAACUUCAUCAACCGUUUAUGUUGGGAACAUGUCGUUUUACACUACCGAAGAGCAAAUUUACGAACUGUUUUCUCGAGCUGGUGAAAUCAAGAAGAUCAUCAUGGGUUUGGAUAAGAACACUAAAACUCCUUGCGGAUUUUGCUUCGUUUUAUACUACUCUCGUGAAGAUACUGAGGAUGCUUGCAAAUAUAUAAGUGGGACGAUACUGGAUGAUCGUCCUAUUCGUGUUGAUUUUGACUGGGGAUUUCAGGAUGGAAGACAAUGGGGUCGCGGUCGUAGUGGUGGCCAGGUGCGUGACGAAUAUCGCACCGAUUAUGAUCCAGGUAGGGGUGGAUAUGGGAAGUUGGUUCAGAAAGAGUUAGAAGUACAAAGGCAGCUUGUAGAUUAUGGCACUGGUUCUUUGGGAUCUUUUCCGCCAGUUAUUCCUUCUUAUGGUAGACAUGGUGGUGGUCAUGGUCACGGUGGUGGCCAUGGUCAUGGUGGUGGCCAUCGGCAUGGUAGAGAUUACCACCAUAGGAAGAGAUACAGAGACGAUGACCGCCACACACAGGAGCCCUCAAAAAGAACAUCAGAUCAUGAAUCUCGGAGGAACGCUGACCAUGAAUCUAGACCGGAAAAAAAUCCACGAUUUCGGGAGAGUGGUGAUUCUGAUGAUGAGGAGGAAGAUGAUCGAAAAAGACGGGGUUGA
Vicia faba (fava bean) is the source of this 780-nucleotide messenger RNA. Lineage: Eukaryota; Viridiplantae; Streptophyta; Magnoliopsida; Fabales; Fabaceae. The record is from the annotation of a GenBank genome assembly.